Molecule: messenger RNA, 9467 nt
Organism: Rattus norvegicus (Norway rat)
Lineage: Eukaryota; Metazoa; Chordata; Mammalia; Rodentia; Muridae
Source: RefSeq, a predicted model, not a curated record
CAACCACCUAAGACAUUGACACAUGAGUGUUAGUCAACUGUAUGUCACUGUGACUAUAUGCCUGACAGCAUCAGCUAAGGGAGGAGAGAUUCACGCUGGUUUGUAGUUUCGGGCAAUAUAGCCUGUUCCCCAGGGGAGACCAAGGCAUUGGUGUCGGUUGCGCUUUGGCAGAUUAUUCACCUUCUGGUUGGCCAGGAAGCAGAGAGCUUAAUAGGAAAUGGGACUAGGUUUUAACCUUCAAAACUCCACCCUCAGUGACUCACCUCUGCCAGUUACAUCUCCUGCCAUACAGUUUGACAAUCUUCCAAAGCAGCGCUACCAGCUGGCACCAAAUGUUAGCACAUGAACCAUGAGAGAGAGUUCACACUGAACUGCCUACAGAAACGUCUGUCUUUGAUUAGACAAAUCUAUGUUGGCUGUGCUUGGAUUGGUUAAGAAAAGGUUUGCUCAGCAAACCUUGCAGAUACAUAUUUUUGUUUGUUUGUUUGCUUGUUUGUUGAGACAAGGUGGUAUAGAAAUUGCAAUCCUCCUGCCUCAGCUGCUCAAGAGCUAGAAUUACGGAUGUGCACCACCACGUCCAGCAUUGCAGAUGCAUUUGAUAAGACAGCAGGAUGUGAUUUACCAGUCUCCAGGUGGUACUUAAGGCCCUCCCUUCGCCAGUUAUGCUGACAGGAGGUGGUUGGUCCCUUUCUGGAAGCUCUAGAUACGCAUCAAUGCUUAGGACAGGGUGCAUGUCAGAGCCGCCCGGCAGCCUGUUGGGCGGUGUCACUGUGUGGCUUUUGCAAAGCCCGGAGGAAUCUGAGAAGCAAGUGAGAGGAACGAUGCAUGAAAACAAAAGGCAGUGGAAAGAGUGACCAGCCAGCAGGCUCCGGCAGGCUAGAACGCUCUGUCCUUGUUACUGCUGCUUCAUGAAAAUGCCGCGGGCCUUCUGGCAGGGUCUACACGGUAGAGGCUUCCUAGGAAAACAAAGAUGAGGGAUGCGGACCUGGAGGUUGGGGUUCUAGUUUCCCACUUCCCUGUAGAUGCUCCACAGUGAGGUCAGAGAGCCCUGUGCCCCUCAGUAGGUGUCUGCUGACCUUUCCUCUGUCCUGGCUGCUUUCCCAAGAGGUUUUCCCCUCCCACUCACAAGCAGCAAACUCUCAGAGGCCUAGCAGGGCUGGUCUAGGAGAGAGGCUGGGUGGUGCCUGCUCUCUCUGAAGGUCAGCAGAAGGGAGGCAGCAGGGCCCUCAAUCUUGGUCAAAGCAUGUUUGCCACAAAACAGUGACUCUGGUUGGGAUGUCUUCAUUCCCUCCUGCUUUCUUCUGAGUUGGGAAGAACCAGCUGCUGCCGUACUAAGGCAGCCUCUCUUCAAUUUCCAAGAAACCAGGAAAGGGAAGAGCUUGAGUUUUUACUCCAUAGGAGAAUUCUGGAUUCACCUCUUCAGAGUCUCCUUUCUUUGACCUAUAAAAAUACCUGAUUGCAAAGAAGGGACCUAGCCCACAUUCUCUUUUUGUCUUAAACAGUGUCUGUGAGGACAACAAGUAAAAAUAGGCCUUUGCGGAUACAAUAGACCGAACCAAACUGGGUGUGGUUUGCCUGGCAGCUGCACAAGCCCUUGUUUCUUUUGGUCUUGGAAUGCUCCAGACUUGGCCUCUGCCUCAUGAAAUCCUAAAACACUAGCCUGAAAGUGGCUCCUUGGGAGUGAGACUCGGUCUCUAGAGUCAGCCAUUCCCAUCUUUCUGAUCCCCUAGCAUUUCACCCUCAUAGAAGGCAAGCAUUGGAGCUAGGGAGUGGGGGUGUCUCAGUAAGACCACACACACAUACACACACAGACACACACACACAGACACACACAUACACACAGACACACACACACACAAACACAAACACACACACAGACACAGAUACACACAGACACAGACAUACACACACACAGACACACACACACACAGAGAUACACACAGACACAGACAUACACACACACAGACACACUAACACACACACAGACACAUAUACACACACAGACAACACACACACAGACACAUACACACAGACACACACACAGACAAUACACACACACAUACACACACACAGACACACACACACACGGUGGAAAGGGAUUGAGACACCCUCUGCAUACAUAUGUGCACAAAUACACAUACACACGUACACAAGCAUUCAUCAUAUUUCAUUAUAAUUGCUCAUUUGGGAUUGUGCCUUAUUGCACUUCCUUAGCAUCUACAGGCUGUAUUUUAGCAUCAUAGUUCCUUAAUAGGUGUUUAUUAUAUGAGUCAAGGUUUCUUGGCACUUGUAUUUCAGUUUCAAGUUUUUAUUCUGUCUGUUUGCCUGUGUGCUUGCUGAUUUUUUUCAGUGCCAAGGACAGGUAGAAUACCCAGGGACUCAAAACACACUAGACAAGUAGUCUAGCAUUGCACCAUCCCCUCCCCACCACACCAGCCUGCUUCUGUUUCUCAAUUAGCCCUAGCCGCUUCUUCCUUGGGGUGAAACGUGGGCAGUUUGAGCUCAAUGUAGAAUACAGGGUUUGCUACAAUGAAAUGUAAUUUUUUUCCCUAAGGAACUGCUCUCUUAGGAAUGGGUUUCAGAUAUGUCACUUCUGUUACAGGUCCGAGAGUUGUUUUUAGGAAACACUGCCACCAUUACCUCCGAGAGGCACAUCAGUGUCAGUGGUUGUUAUUUUCCAUCUACAGAUGGCCAAAUGGAGGCUCUCUUUUUCAUUUACCAAUUACUCUUCUUAAAGAAAUACGUGAGGAGGAGCGUUAUGGGUUCCCAAGGAAUGUGUGCCACUGAAGUAAGGACCCACCCAGAAUGUGGGCUAAGCCUCCCCUCUCAUGACCCUCAACUGAAAUCACAGCUUUUGCCAUGGAAUGCAGAGAUGAAUCCUGGGGCAGCAGCGAGUGUGAGAGGAGAAGGGAAGCAGAAUAAGACAAGGUGUUCUGCCAGAGGGAGCUUGAGUAUCCACGGAAAGACGGAAUGCCUGCACAAGUGGCUUCGCAGAACAGUAAUGUGCUACAGGAUGAAGCCAUGCCUCAAUAGGAAGGUUCUUGGAUGCUGUAAGAAGGGACCGACGGGACUGGAGAGAUGGCCCAUGGUUAAGAACACUGGCUGUUGUUCCAGGGGAUCCAGGUUGAAUUCCCAGCACCUACAUGGCAGCUCACAACUGUCUGUCACUCCAAUUCCAGAGGAUACGGCCACCCUCACACAGACAUACAUGAACAUUUUAGUGGAUAAACCAAAUGAUCAGUCUUCCAGAUGGUCUUCAGAGAGCAACUAUCCUCCCCAGUACUUGAUUCUGAAGCUUGAAAGGCCUGCUAUAGUUCAGAAUAUUACAUUUGGAAAAUAUGAGAAAACUCAUGUCUGCAAUUUGAAGAAAUUCAAAGUUUUCGGUGGAAUGAAUGAAGAAAAUAUGACAGAGCUGCUGUCCAGCGGCUUGAAGAAUGAUUAUAACAAAGAGACAUUUACCUUGAAACAUAAAAUUGAUGAACAGAUGUUCCCUUGUCGAUUCAUUAAAAUUGUUCCACUUUUGUCCUGGGGGCCCAGCUUUAAUUUUAGCAUCUGGUAUGUUGAACUCAGUGGCAUUGAUGAUCCUGAUAUAGUGCAGCCCUGUCUGAACUGGUACAGCAAGUACCGCGAACAGGAAGCCAUUCGCCUUUGCCUAAAACACUUCAGACAACACAACUAUACAGAGGCUUUUGAAUCCCUGCAGAAGAAAACCAAGAUUGCACUGGAGCAUCCAAUGUUGACAGAUAUGCACGACAAAUUGGUGUUAAAGGGUGACUUUGAUGCUUGCGAGGAGUUGAUUGAAAAAGCGGUAAAUGAUGGCUUGUUCAAUCAGUAUAUCAGUCAACAGGAGUAUAAGCCACGGUGGAGUCAGAUUAUUCCUAAGAGCACCAAAGGUGAUGGAGAAGAUAACCGUCCAGGAAUGAGAGGGGGCCAUCAGAUGGUCAUUGAUGUUCAGACAGAGACUGUUUAUUUGUUUGGUGGCUGGGAUGGAACACAAGAUCUUGCUGACUUCUGGGCAUACAGUGUGAAGGAGAACCAGUGGACAUGUAUUUCUAGAGACACUGAGAAAGAGAAUGGUCCUAGUGCCAGAUCAUGUCAUAAAAUGUGCAUUGAUAUUCAGCGGAGACAAAUCUACACAUUGGGCCGUUACUUGGAUUCCUCUGUGAGGAACAGCAAAUCUCUGAAAAGUGAUUUCUACCGUUACGACAUUGACACCAACACCUGGAUGUUACUAAGUGAAGACACUGCUGCCGACGGUGGACCAAAAUUGGUGUUUGAUCAUCAGAUGUGUAUGGACUCAGAAAAGCAUAUGAUCUAUACCUUUGGUGGUAGGAUUUUGACAUGUAAUGGCAGUGUAGAUGACAGCAGAGCCAGUGAACCACAAUUCAGUGGGCUGUUUGCAUUCAACUGCCAGUGUCAAACCUGGAAACUUCUUCGAGAGGACUCCUGUAACGCAGGCCCUGAGGACAUCCAGUCUCGGAUUGGACACUGCAUGCUGUUCCACUCGAAAAACCGUUGUUUAUACGUGUUUGGUGGCCAGAGAUCUAAGACCUAUUUGAAUGAUUUUUUUAGUUAUGAUGUGGACUCUGAUCAUGUAGACAUAAUUUCAGAUGGCACCAAGAAAGACUCUGGAAUGGUUCCAAUGACCGGAUUCACACAGAGAGCAACUAUUGAUCCAGAACUGAAUGAAAUACAUGUUUUAUCCGGACUUAGCAAAGACAAAGAAAAGAGGGAAGAGAAUGUCAGAAAUUCAUUCUGGAUUUAUGACAUUGUGAGGAAUAGCUGGUCUUGUGUCUAUAAGAAUGAUCAAGCUGCAAAAGAGAAUCUGAGUAAAAGUCUUCAGGAAGAAGAACCAUGUCCAAGGUUUGCCCAUCAGCUCGUUUAUGAUGAAUUACACAAGGUUCAUUAUUUAUUUGGUGGGAAUCCAGGAAAGUCUUGCUCUCCAAAGAUGAGACUAGAUGACUUCUGGUCGCUGAAGUUGUGCAGACCUUCGAAGGACUACUUACUGAGGCAUUGCAAGUACCUCAUCAGGAAGCACAGGUUUGAAGAAAAGGCCCAGAUGGAUCCCCUUAGUGCUCUGAAGUAUUUACAGAAUGAUCUUUAUAUAACUGUGGAUCAUUCGGACCCAGAAGAGACAAAAGAGUUUCAACUCCUAGCCUCAGCCCUGUUCAAAUCUGGCUCAGAUUUCACAGCUCUAGGCUUUUCAGACGUGGAUCACACCUAUGCUCAGAGAACUCAGCUCUUUGACACCUUAGUGAAUUUCUUUCCUGACAGCAUGACUCCUCCUAAGGGCAACCUGGUAGACCUCAUCACACUGUAACUGGGCGUGGAUUGAGGAGUUACUGGGCUCAGAAGUGGAGACAGGAACCGGAGGUGGCUGUUUGUGUGGGCAGAGGUGACGUUGCAGUGACUGAGGACUGAGGACUGCAUCCGAGUUUUGAAGGAUCCUUACUGUCACAAGUUUUAACCCUCUUCCUUCAUACCUGACCUCAAUCCCCUUUUCCUUAUAUUCCUGCAUUAGGCUAAUAAAGUGAAAUUGAUAUACUUCCCAUUUAAUUAUGUAUAUUUUUCUUUAGCUUUUAAGAAUUAACAAAUAUUAAUGAAAAUUAGGCAUUUUUUUCUGGUUUCCAAGUUUUCAGAGUUUAUUUUUAGUUAGGAGAACAGCACUGUUGAUAGUCUUAGUGCUGUAGGAAUUUGGGGAUUUGCUGUUGGGUGUUUGGCCUUUGUUUCCUGUGUCUUCUCUUCCCCUUCCACUUUCCCUCACAUCACAGCUGGUGUGAAUGCUGUCUCUGGUUUACUCCCUCAUCCUUAACAGACGUGAGGCUCUGUGGGACACGGGUGGUAUAUGUUUAAGUGAUGUGUGCUUGUUGACUUCUUGUAUUAAAAUAAAGUGGUUAGAGGGCUUGAAUUUACACUCUUUCCCAUACCACCAAAAGCUCAAGAUUGGCCCAGACACCUGGUCAGAAAUUGAUAUCUCUGUAUUGGUGUUCUGUAGUGGACAUUACAGUAGCCAUUAGCAUAGAGUCCCAGAAACCUGAAACCAAGGCCCUUAUCCAGAGAUGACCAGCAGCAGAGGCCCUGUCCUGACCUCUGUUUCAGUGGUGUCUUUGCAGGGACCCCUCAUUUAAAAGGAAAUGACUCUCUGCUGGUAGAGUGAUGGAGAACCCACGCUCUCACUCUCCUCUGAGUUACCUUUUCGUCGUAGUUUUAUCUGGGAAGAUAGGUUCCAGAGCUACCAUAUGUAGCCCUGCUAUUUUGAAGAGUAGCAGUGUGUGGUUGUUUUGGGCAUACAGCUUACAGGCAUUUUAGUAAUAAGCACAUGGGCCAGACUUUUUUUUUUUUUCCGGAGCUGGGGACUGAACCCAGGGCCUAGCAAGCGCUCUACCACUAAGCUAAAUCCCCAACCCCUUGGGUCAGACUUUUUUAAAUGAAUAAAAAGAAAAGUACAUAAUACAAGAGUUUUUCAUUAGACAGUUUGCCAUUUUCAUUGUUCUCGUUCUGUACAUACAGGAACAGAGGCAUACCCUCAUCUCAGAUGCUGUGGAAUGUAUCAUAGGAAACCCACCUCUGGCUAGCUAGCAUUCACAUUUGCUCAAAAGUGUGCCAUAUGCAGCUGGUACCACUGUGUUGAAAACAGGAUCUGUCCUACCCACAUGCCAGCUAGUAGGUGUGUGUGACUGAAGUUCCAGAAGUGUCAUGUGUAGGAAGGAGACUUUGAUGCAUCCUUCCCUCUGUAUUUACUUCAUGGCUUUACUUUUGCAGGUGAAUGGGAAUAUAUUUUUGCCAGUUGUAGGCUUUUUAGCUUUACAAGCAUCUCAAAGCAAUCAGUAGUGACUUAAUAAACACAUGUGUCAAUACCCUACCCUGUGAAAAGUAUGUAUGCAGUGUCAGUUAGGAGGUACCACAUUGUAUAAAAUGCAGAAUAAUCCCUUACCUGUACAUUUGAGCAAAUCCAUUCUCUCCAAAGACUUUACAGCUUCUAAAGUGAUUCUUCUAAGUAACAGCCAAGAGCAAGAACAAAAACUGUGUAGCUAAUAGUGUAGCCUGGUGGGUCUCAUUUCAAGAAGACAGGUGCAAAUCAGUAGUUGACCAAAAAUGUUUUUUCUUUUUUGAACUGGAAAUUGCCAAUGUAGAGAGCUGUGGCUGAGCGCUGUGAGCUCGGGCACCUUGACCGUACAGCCAGUUGGGGUUCUGCUGCCUGAAGCUUCUGUCUGUACCUGAUUACCACCCCCCCCCCCCAAGUUUUCUCAUCAAUUCCUCUGAUUCUAUUAUUUGGGUGGAAUUCAUUUCUUAACCUUGGUGGCUACCCCCUCCCCCUUUUCUCUGUUUUUAUUCCAUCCUCCCUCACUUUUAUUUAGUUUAGAAUUUUUUACUUUUUACUACCAUGUUUAAAUGAGUGAAUCCUAGGAAACCACUCGGAGCUGCCUGAGUGAAGAUGCUUUCAGUAGUGAGGAGGUGAAUGGCACGACUGACUCAAGCAAGUCAGACUGCGCCUUGGGGAUUCAGCGGGGCACUCCAGGGCUAACUUAGGAAGCGUAGCGCUCACACAUCCAGGACCAAGCUGGCCAUGCUGCUCACCACGUCCCACAUGACACCUCUCACUGAGAGCUUGUAUAGAUGUUUAUAAGGAGUAACAGCAGAAUAUUAUAAUUUAAACUGUAAACAUUAGUAUUUAAGGAACUAAAUAUAUGUGCUUUACUAAAAAUUUCUUUUGCAUUCUAGCUUAUCCCCAAUUAAAACACUAGCUGUAGAUAUAUUAAUUGGUGGAGAACCUCUGGCUUCAGUCUCCCCUCCAGCUCCUGUUUUUGUAGCAGGAUAUAUGGCUUUUGUUCCACCAGAAAGAAGCUACUGAUGCCUGAUGCUGCUUUCACCCUUGUGUUCUGUAAGAAUCUGGAUUGCAAGUCACUUCACAAAUGCAUUUACAUUUCACUUAUGAAAUAGCAUGAGACCUUACGGGGCCAGUUUCUUUGAUUCAGAGGUAUGUCACAUUUUUACACACAAAGUAAUUUAGAAUUGGAUUCCCACCUCUGUGUUAAAGGUGACCAACAACCUUAACCUCCAUCAAAGUCACCUUUUUUUGAUUUGGUUUCCAUCUCUACAAAACCUGACCUUUCUGUGUCCGAGGAGUAAAAACUGAUAGAAAACAUUGGAAAGUUCGGUCAGUGGUUUGUUGUAGUACAGUGUGUCAGAUUUAACGCACGCCCAGUGCUUUGUUUGUUUAUAAAACUAUAUUGAGUAAAUAUGUAUUCUGUGUGUAAAUGUUGGCAGCCUGCCAUUCCGCUGGCUCUCCACCUCUGCCUUAAAGUGCUAUAUAAAAUACACAGUAACAGUUUCACGUGACAGAACAGCCUUAAAGGCAGUCUGUAGAUAAAAAGAAGUUGAGGACUGAGUCUCUACUGAGAGACUGGGAUUGUCGCUUAAUAAGUCAAAAGCACUUAAUGCUCCUGAUUGCUAUUCUCCGAGUUAUAUUAAGUCGUAUGGUAAUUAUAUUAAGAGUUACCUUGUCAUUAUUUCCUGUGAAACAAUGGGAAACCCUUUGAUGACUGUCAUGUGACAGCUGGGUUCUGCUAUGAAGUGACUUUGGGGGCGGAAGUCAUAAUAGUGUGCACUUUAGGCGAAGCCACAGACCCCUUUAAAGAUGCCCUUCCUGACACUUGCUUCCUUAAAAAUCCCUGUUCAUCUACAGUCUCAUCUCUCUGCAGAAAUUUUGACCUGAAUUGUCACCAAGUUUUAAUUAGUCUAUGGUUUAGGAUGUACAGGCUAUACAAGAAAAAAAAUUAAAGUUGUUGGAGGUAUGUCAAAGAGGUCUGUAUAUGACAAUAUUUACAGAUUAAGAUGUUGGGCUCUUUAAUGCAGUUUUUGUUUUCUGUAUUAGGCAAAUAAUACUAAUUUUUAUAUGUGGAUUUUGACUGUGGGGGUUUGUCUCUAUAAUUUGUCUUAAUGUUGAAAUAACUUGACUAUCCAAAGCUUCUAGUAUAUGUCAGGUAUGUGUGUAUGUCUAUAUAAUAUAUAUUAUAUAUUCUCUAUAUAUAGAUGUAUCAGCUGAAGGUCAGAGUUCCCACUUGUGUUGAAAUUCUGUGGAACUGACCAGUACAGCUGAGUGACAUGAAUAGUUUGCUUGUUUACGGGGGAGGGUUAUUACAGUCAAUUGUUCUCUUCACCAAAUGAGCGUCUUGUUUUCUUAUUAAAUGCUAUCUCAGAUUUUAUUUUUAGAUGAUUUUUCAACCUUAAAUUCAUUCUAUUCACCAAUUACUGUGAAUUGUGUUUCUAUUUAUUUUCCUUGGCUAAUUUAACUUUAUUCAUUACUUUCUAAAUUUUUCUAUGGCAACGUUUAGAACUAUUGUAUUGCUUUAAAAAAAAGUCAAAUCAUUGUAAAUCAUAUAUGCUUCUGUUUAUGAUAAGAGAAUAAUGAGAUUAAAAAGUGUAUAUUGGUAAAGAAGUAAUAACAUUUAGAUAUUGCUAUAAAA